GGUGGAAGAGACAACUUACAUUAGAUUUCUCCCACUGAUGAUGAUUGGUGCCUGUUGUUGUUGUUGGUUGGUUGGGUAUCUCCAUUACCUGUGUCUUCUCUAUGUUCACGUGAAGGAAGCCCUGUCUUCGCUGCCUCAUUUGUCAACUUGUUAGUUUUCGUCUGCAGAUUUUCGAGUUUAUGUGACAAGAUAUGAGACAUAAAUCAUCAUCGUUGGCGAAAUCCGAAUCUUCCUCUGGGAUCUUUCCAUCACUACAGACAGUGUAUGCCUUUCUUCUCACAGCUCUUCACAGUUUGUUGCAUGAUCCAGUUCAGUCGAGUCGAGUCGAGUUGACCACGAUCAGGAAGACGAUAGGUGAUAGUAGGCGACAACCUUGUUUUACAUGUCAACCUGUCUUCACUUCAAACGCAUCACUGAGCUGCUUUCCAUUGUCAAUCACUUGGUAUGCAUCAUCAUCAUAUAGCAUACAGCUGGUGUUGACUGGGGUUGAUAAAGGUUUUUGGCACUAAAGCCGUAGUGUUGAAGCAGUUGCCUGUCAAAUUACUUCUCAGUCGACGCUGUCGAAGGCCUUUUCAAAGUGGAUGAAGUUGAGGUGGAGAUACAGUGGACUGGCAUUCUAUGCUCUGUUCUAUGAUG
Messenger RNA from Heterobilharzia americana, 636 nucleotides. Lineage: Eukaryota; Metazoa; Platyhelminthes; Trematoda; Strigeidida; Schistosomatidae. The record is from the annotation of a GenBank genome assembly.